Messenger RNA from Suillus subalutaceus, 1284 nucleotides. RefSeq lists its product as uncharacterized. Bases 443 to 1276 code for a protein of 277 amino acids. Gene Ontology annotation, biological process: mycotoxin biosynthetic process. The transcript is spliced from 5 exons. The record is from RefSeq and is a predicted model, not a curated record. Lineage: Eukaryota; Fungi; Basidiomycota; Agaricomycetes; Boletales; Suillaceae.
CUCUUCCAUGUCUACUUCUUCCGAACUUCAUUAUUUUGUCAUAGCAAGUUGAUAGUUCGCAUAUCCAGUGUAUAUGCGAACUUUUUGAUACGAGUGCAAUAACCUUCGAUUAAUAUUGUGAUACAACUUCCAGGAUCUAUGGAAGUUGCCAGCAAAUCCGGGCAAAUUCCCUUCCCAGAAAAGAUGAUCGAAACGAAAUAUUGAUGUUCCGGCUCGUUUGGUGAGUAAUGAUCUUGAGAAGAGUGUCAGAUUCCUUGAUUACACAGUUAGCACUAGCUGUCAAAACAGGCUGCAGCACGUUUACAACAUGAUAUCCUAAUAUCCAUCCCCCACAUCAAAGACUCAUAUUGAAGCAUUUGCACGUAGUUUUCUCAACUAUAUCUCACCGGCUUUCGUAUUCAGCUCUGAGCAGUAGACGCAGCUGCUAAUCGCAGGAGCCAGCAUGGCUCAAGAUUCUCCACACUCUCCUGUUGAUGUUGUCGAUAUCGAUGAGGAGACAAUCUUUGGUGACGUAGACAGGCCCGGUGCAAAACCUCAUCUCAAAUCUCGCAUUCUUUACCUGUGGCCUUGGUUAAGCAUUAGUUCGCUUAUAGUCACAUGUGUGUUCUCCUCCAUGUUAUGGAUAAGCACACCUUCUGCUCAUCUUGCUAUAUACUCUCCAGCAAGUGUUGCUGUCGAGCCUGUUGUUAUAAAGUUCAAUGGGACCAUUGAUUUUCCCUCCAUCUAUCGUAUUAACGGUGGACCUCUCGAAGCUCCCGACUAUCAUGGCCCUCCUCCUCCAGAACUCGAUGCCGCUUGGGCCAGGAUUUCUGACGAUGUGCCACCAAUCCGGGUUACGAUUGAUGACCUACGCAAAGCUGGAGAAGUAGAUCUGCCAGCCAAGGUCAAGUAUCCACAGAGUAACGGUGGAGGUUUCAUGGCAUCGUUGGAAGUCAAUCACCAACUGCGUUGUCUGAACUUCCUUCGCAAAUCCUCUUGGCCCGACCACUACAAGUUGGAUCCCUGGUUCCAGCGGGAUUCCUCGGUAGUUCGAAUACAUCUGGAUGACUGCAUCGAACUGAUCAGGCAGUCUAUUAUGUGCGAUGCCGAGGUCGCAAUGAUCACUUGGGACUGGGUAAAGAACCACACGAAACCCUACCCUAAUUUCAACACUCGUCAUGCAUGCAGGAAAUUUGAGAACGUCAUGGACUGGGCUGUCCAACAUGCUGAUCGAUCCGAGGUUACUCGCAUGGAGGAUACGAUCGACCUCCCUUUCCCUCAUCAAUACAAUAUAUGAUGCGUCUU